AUGCAGAGGACAGAAGAGACCAAUUUACUGCUGGUGGUGGACUACAUCCAAGGAAAGACAGCACAGAUGGGUGUCUCAGUGUCUGGGUGCGAGAACCAGCAGCCUCUGGAUGGUGUACCAGACAGUGACCAUGAAGAACAGUCAGUCUCUGUCAGCAGCAUGGGACAGCAUCUAGGAAAGAAGGAGGCCGACAGCAAGGCUCCGUCACCUGAACCCAAAGCAGACCCUGCAGGAACGACAGCAGUGACCGAAACACAAGAUGAAGUUUUCGGCCUGGGCGCCGCAGAUGCCAACCAGAACAAUGGCUGCGUCUCGGAGAAGCCGGCGGUGACUGACUCCGAGGGCCCCCGCCAGCCCUGGAUCAUCGCCAGCACAGCUGACCCUGACGCCGCCACACCACGCCCCCACCUGGUCCGCCUCUUCUCCCGAGAUGCCCCGGGCCGAGAAGACAACACCUUCAAAGACCGACCCUCCGAGUCGGACGAGCUGCAGACCAUCCAGGAGCACAGCGGAGCGGCUUCGGAGUGCGGGUCGGAGAGCCCUGAGCAGGACUUAGAAUAAGCUGACUUUUUAUUCCUCCCUUU
Molecule: messenger RNA, 584 nt
Organism: Nematolebias whitei (Rio pearlfish)
Lineage: Eukaryota; Metazoa; Chordata; Actinopteri; Cyprinodontiformes; Rivulidae
Product: myelin basic protein
Exons: 4
Coding region: 1-561 (186 amino acids)
Molecular function (GO): structural constituent of myelin sheath
Source: RefSeq, a predicted model, not a curated record